This is a messenger RNA of Colletotrichum siamense, 1269 nucleotides long. RefSeq names its product putative 2-dehydropantoate 2-reductase. Gene Ontology annotation, cellular component: mitochondrion; cytoplasm. Bases 1 to 1269 code for a protein of 422 amino acids. The record is from RefSeq and is a predicted model, not a curated record. Gene Ontology annotation, molecular function: 2-dehydropantoate 2-reductase activity; NADP binding. NCBI's taxonomy places the organism in Eukaryota, Fungi, Ascomycota, Sordariomycetes, Glomerellales, Glomerellaceae. The transcript has a single exon.
AUGAUGGCGACGGUACCUGGUUCCUCGACACUGGGUGUGCCAGAAGCGACGAAGGAGAAGUUUAAUAAAGUCUUGGGUCUGCAACCAGAGCAGCACGAGAAGGAGCUCUACGCCAUCUUCAAGGCGGAUUCUCUGUCGAGGUUCUACGUGCCUGCCGUAAUGAUGGGGCACGACUCACCGCCGCCGCCAUCGUCGAGGAUGGUACAUAUUCUGGGGGCAGAUGAAAAGACAAAAUUCAUAUCGCAUGCGCUACACGGUGUUUACGACUCGGUACAGACGCUCGAUAUACCGAAGGACACACGCUAUGUGAACGUCACUGGUAAUGUGAGCAGAGAUUCUAAAUGGAAGGAAAAAGCACCCUGGAGUGAUCGCAACCAUGCGUUUGCAGAGCGUUCGGAAUCUGUCGAGGACGACGGCCAUAUCAGCAAUCUUAUCGUGGGCGGACGACCUGGCCAGGUACUCGAGGCGCUGGGCAAGGUCCGGCACCGCGUGGACGACCGGACCGCCAUCUGCUACAUGUCAGACGGGCUUGGAGUUGCCGAGGCCGCGAAUAACAAGUAUUUCAAAGAUGAGGAAAAGCGGCCCUCUAUCGUUCUCGGGCACUUCAGCAGCCCAGUCGCAUAUAACAGGAAUUCCAAGUCGGUGCGGGUUAUGCAUCCAGACUACGCCACAUCACUCACGGGGGUGCGACCGCUCGUGGAGGGUAGGGACGAAUACCUCUCGGAAACGGCAUGGCUUAGGACGCAGUCUAUGCUGCAGAAGUUCGCGACGGCGGACUUGCUCAAGGCCCAGGGGAUGCAGCUCGAAAACUGGAUGAAGGUCAAGAUCCCGGCGCUGAUGUUCUCGGCUGUCGCAGAGCCGAUCUGUGUGCUUCUGGAUAGGCCGUACAAGGACCUGACUAGAAACCGCCACGCCAACUUGCUGAUGGACCAGCUUUUGGAAGAGAUCGCGGAUGUGGUGGCGAUUAUGCCGGAGGUAAAGCGGUCGCCGGAGCUGCAAAACAUGCUACGGAGAGGGUACAUGAAGAAGAUGAUCAUGAGCCAACUCUGGGGGAAGAAGGAUGCACCAAGCAGGAUGGCAUUGCAGAUCCGGAGGGGCGCGCUUACGGACAUCGACUAUCUGAAUGGAUUCUUCAUCCAGAGGGGUGAGAUGGCGGGCCUGAAGCUGCCUGCGAACAAAAUGGCCGUCAGUAUGGUCAAGGCGAAGCAUAAGACCGUCUGGAGAAAGACUCAGUCGUAUGUUCAUGUAGAGGAGACUUCAAGGCGGUAG